GCUGUUUGUGUUGUUUGUAUUGUUAGUUACACAUGCAUAUGUGUCAGUGCCAGAGGGAUUGUGCGAGGGAGCUGUGAAAGUAACACUUGCAGCAAGUGUGGCCACAUAAAAGUUAACAACAGAACAGUGAAACAUGAGCGGGGGUUACGAUGUCGACCUGUUUGUGGAGGUUCCAGACUGUGAGCUGAUCUGCACCAUCUGCAGGUGUGUGUUAAGGUGUCCCGUCAGAAUGGCCUGCAGCCAUGUGUUCUGCAAGAGCUGCAUCCUGCAGUGGAUUCAGAGGCAGGACUCGUGUCCAUGCUGUAGGAAGCCAGUCAGUCCCAGUCUGAUGAUGGCCUUGUACAAGCUGAACAAAACCAUCGGGCGUCUGAGGGUCAAGUGUGCCAACGAGGGCUGUUCCUCCACCUUCCUCCUGUCAGAGGAGCUCCUCCACUCCUCCUCCUGCCUCUUCCAGGAGGUGCCCUGCCUUCACCAGGGCUGCUCUGCCCAGGUGCCCCGGCACCACCUAGAGAGCCAUGCCCGCCACUGCAGCCACUGGAUCCAGCUCUGCCCGAUGGGCUGUGGCACCACGCUCACCCAGGCCACAAGGGCUCAGCACAACUGCUACAGGCAGCUGAAGCAGCAGGUAGAGGCUCAGAGGCGGAGUCACAGGGCCAUCGCCAGAGCUCUCGGCAGGAAGAUGAGUCGAGUGCAGAGCGCCAUCACUCACAUGAAGAGACAGGUGGCACUGAUCAGCAAGAGCUUGGAUUGGCUGGAGGGGGGCGUGGAGGGGGGAGAGGAAGGAGAGAGGAUGAGAGGAGGAGAGGAGAGUGGAGAGAGGGAAGGAGAGGAGGAGACCACAGACGAGAGCAGCACCAGCAGCAACAGUAGCAACAGCAGCCCCUAGAAUAGCAGCAUCUUCAUUAAAGAUUUAUCUCCUGGUGCUAUGAGAUCAUUUGGGAAACAACUUAUUUGUGGGUGGGGGUGUUUAUGGAGGGAUACAACAGGAAGUAGAAUAGAUAAUAUCACAGGGGGGAACACAGUGAAAAGAACACAGGCAGCAGUAGUGGCAAAACUAGGCUUUAUAAAAUAUUUAUUGACCUGUUUUGAGGUUAGUUUAUUUUUGCAUUUUUAUAGAAGGAGAGAGACUUUUGUCCAUUACUAGGAUGGGAAACGGCAAAAACCUUGUCUGCAUGAAUAAAAAGGCAUUCAAUAUAUGACUUGAUUCUU
Molecule: messenger RNA, 1209 nt
Organism: Osmerus eperlanus (European smelt)
Lineage: Eukaryota; Metazoa; Chordata; Actinopteri; Osmeriformes; Osmeridae
Gene: rnf151
Product: ring finger protein 151
Exons: 5
Coding region: 134-886 (250 amino acids)
Molecular function (GO): zinc ion binding
Source: RefSeq, a predicted model, not a curated record